Molecule: messenger RNA, 774 nt
Organism: Recurvomyces mirabilis
Lineage: Eukaryota; Fungi; Ascomycota; Dothideomycetes; Mycosphaerellales; Teratosphaeriaceae
Exons: 2
Coding region: 1-774 (257 amino acids)
Source: RefSeq, a predicted model, not a curated record
AUGGAUUCUGGAGACGAAGAGAAAGCGCUGCAGUUGAACUGUGGUCUGCACCGUCAAGCACCCUCAACAGCACCUGACACCAUCGUCCUUGGACUGUGGCCUUAUGCGACCGACGAACAGACGCGAUACUACGUACAGGGGUACGAAGCGUUGUAUCCUGAUGCACAACUGUUGUUGCUGCAGUACUCAACAUCUUACGACAAACAGCUUGGCGAUGCGUUAGAUGCUUUGACAGCAUCACAAGAGAAGCGAGCUCUCGAUGCGCCUCCGAAUGUCCUGUUGCACCUUUUCAGCGGCUGUGGUGCAGCCCAAGGUUGUCGUCUGUUACGAACAUACAAGAUACGGACCGGCCAACGUUUACCUGUUAAGGCCGUAGUCAUGGACUCACUUCCGGCAUUGAGGGUCCCAACGAUUCACUCGAUCAUGGCAUCGCCAUACUUGGUACUAUCAUUUCUCUACACACUUUUGACCAUGAUGUUUGUCCGCAUGAUAGCGACCCUCAACUACUUUCACUUCGAACAACGACGACGACAAAAUCGGCACGACCUUAACAACCCUUUCCUCAUCCCACCGGAUGCACGCAAGUGCUACAUCUUCGAAGAAAGGGACUUGAUGUUUUCGUGGCAUGACAGUACACAAGACCAGGCCGACGAAGAAUGCAUACGGGACGACAUCUCGGUUAAGCGCACUUCGAUAGACGAGAAGGGACGAUUGACUGGCGAUCAAACACGAUACUGGACGGGCAUCGACAAUGUCUGGAAUGGCUCGACGUGA